This is a messenger RNA of Tympanuchus pallidicinctus (lesser prairie-chicken), 2104 nucleotides long. It is a transcript of the gene ENKD1, whose product is annotated as enkurin domain containing 1. Gene Ontology annotation, cellular component: cytoplasmic microtubule. The transcript is spliced from 8 exons. Lineage: Eukaryota; Metazoa; Chordata; Aves; Galliformes; Phasianidae. The record is from RefSeq and is a predicted model, not a curated record. Bases 374 to 1486 code for a protein of 370 amino acids.
GGGGCCGGAACCCGGCAGGCCGUGCCCCUUCUUCCCCAUCCCAGCCCGUCCUCUCGCGCCCCAUCCCCCCGCCGUGCUUCUGACCCGAUGUUUCCGCCCGCGACGGGAGCGAGCGAGCGAGCGAACGGCCCGAUUGCCACGAGCCCUUUGCUCGGCCCCGGGUGACUCGCUCUGCUUAUCGCAGCUUAGCCAGAGAUGUAUUUUUUUUUUUUUCCUAUGCUUUUUACAGAAUCGGGCUCGUAGCAGCACAAAGCCGAACAACAAGGCUCCAGCUCCGCAUGAGGCUGCAGCUCCCCGGCCGGGCGCGCGGCUCCGGUGGGCGGCACCGAGCUCUGCUGGAAGAGGUACGGACGGGAGAGACAGAGACAGCAGAAUGUGUGAAGGGCCAUCCAAGAUUUCUGGACCCAUUCCUCCAGACCCUACGCUCUUCCCAAACUAUUACAGACGCCCUUUCUCAGCUCGAGGGAGGCUGGAAGGCAAUGCUCAGCGGUUGGAUUUUACCUCUCGCCCCACGGACUCAGCUCCCAGCUCACCCCGUGCUUUGAGCGGUGCCCACCAGCCCCAGCCAGCGCCUCGCAUCCGCCCCAGCGGAAGGGACUUCAUGGAGAAGGGGCAGAAGGGGACGCUCGGCCUCCUGCUGCAGCUCAAGGGGCUCUCUCUCGCUGGGGGUCUGCCAGCAAAGAGGAAAGAGUCCAAGGACCACGAGAAGGAAAACGUGAGGCGAAUAAAGGAGAUUCAGAAGAAGUGCAAAGAGAGGGAGCGGGCCCAGGAGCGCAGCCAGCCCAAACCUGUGAAAGCUCUGUGGAAAUCCCAGAAAUACGAAAACGUGGAGUCAAAGGUGAAGGCCAGACUGCAGGAGAGCUCUCCACCUCCAAACCCAGAGGCUGUGAAUUUCCUGCGGGCGUACUCUCGCUGUGGGCCUGGGAUCAGGCCAGGCAGACCUCUGUCCCCAAAUCCUGCCAGCAUGAAGGCAGGAACAGGCACUGAGGCUCCGCAGACGCUGGCUGCUGAAACCAAGUUGCAGGUGGAGGGCAAUAGCAUUGACUUCAUCAAGCACAACGCUCGCAAUGCCAAGCGGGCCCCGCUGCGGCGCUCCCAGUCCCUGCAGGCCCUGGCUGAGCUGCUGGGACAGAAGCAGAGGGAGCAGGAGGAGUACAACAUCAAGCAGAAGGGCCACGUCCCCCAGUACCUGCUGGAGAGGAAGGAGCAGUGGCGCAGGCAGAUGGAGGAGCAGCUGCGAAGCCGGCCGGAUCCUGACACGCCGCCUGGCCACACCAUGAUGCCUGAGGGCCAGAGGCUGGAGAUGCUCGGCAGCCUGAAGCAGAGCCAGGAGCAGCUGAUAAAGGACCUGGUGAUGCUGCCAAUGCGUGCAGACACCCUCAGCAUUCAGAAGAGGCGAGUAGAGCUCGAGAGGAAGCUCUCCCAGAUUGAAGAGGCACUCAAAAUUUUCUCCAGGCCCAAAGUCUUCAUCAAGCUGGACUCCUGAGCCCAUGGGGCUGCAAGCAGUGUGCUGCUCUGCGUGAGCAUCCCAGGGAAGGGAAGGAGAGGAAGACAAUCGAGGACCCUGCACCCGUAGUGGUGUCAGUACUGUGUCCAACACGCAGUUGGCACCUCUUGCUCUUGCUCCCAGGGCACAUCCAGGGAAAUGGGAGGGAGAGGAGCUAAUUGACUCUGCUGUGCAGUGUGGAGAACAGUUGUCCCCGUGCUGGUUGACUUCUCACAGAGAUCAGCUGUCUGCUUGGAAUUGAUGGCACAGAUCUCGUGGCUUCUUAUUUUUCCAUUUCUAGAAACUGGCAGGAGGUCCCCCGUGCUGCUGCUCUGCUGUUGGUUGUCCUCUUUCCCCCAGGGCACUGCAGGCUUUGCUGCACACAGGGCCUUUGCUCUGGGCUCUGUGCUGACCCAUCCUAAGCACGCAGCCGGUGCCUUUGUCCCCUCCGUCCUGCUGCGUGCGCUCAGUAGCUCAAGGACAGCAAAAAGGCACAGAGCUCCAGUGCUUUCUGCUCAGAGAAGGGCUGGGGUGGAAGCAGGGGAAGCUGGUGAGGUGUCUGGAGCUGUUGUUGUCUGUGGAGUGGGAUGCACUGCAAUAAAGUUGUAGUUUUCCUCC